Molecule: messenger RNA, 2166 nt
Organism: Telopea speciosissima
Lineage: Eukaryota; Viridiplantae; Streptophyta; Magnoliopsida; Proteales; Proteaceae
Product: probable protein phosphatase 2C 34
Exons: 8
Coding region: 223-1335 (370 amino acids)
Biological process (GO): protein dephosphorylation
Molecular function (GO): protein serine/threonine phosphatase activity
Source: RefSeq, a predicted model, not a curated record
AAACUUUUGCAGCUCCGUUUCUUAGUCCCACUCGCUGGAGUUUCUUUAGAUUCCGGCUAAGACAACCCGCCUUCCGCUACCUCCAUCAGAUUCCGGCUCUUUAACUUCCAAGUUUUUGAACGUAAUCAAUCCCCUGUAAAACAAGAUCCUAUACUUUUGGAGAUGGAUCGCCUCAUUCUCCUAGCGAACAUUGUAUUUGCUUGAGCCUGAGUUGUAGAGGCAAUGGGGCAUCUGUCAUCUCUGUUCAAUGGAUUGGCGAGAACUCUUUCCGUCAGAAGGGGGAAGAAUUGUAGGAUUGACGUCGGAAAGGAAGCCGCUGAAGCAAUGGCGAAAGAAGCAAUGAAGAACGACUUGAUAUUGCGUUCUCCAGGGAUUGUUAAUGCCGAUGGUUCAAACAAUUUUGCCUCUGUUUUCUCCAAGAGAGGAAAUAAAGGAGUGAACCAAGACUGUUUCAUUGUGUGGGAGGAAUUUGGAUGCCAAGCAGACAUGAUCUUUUGUGGGGUUUUUGAUGGGCACGGCCCAUGGGGUCACUAUGUAGCAAAAAAAGUCAGGGAAUCGAUGCCGUCAUCUCUACUUUGCAAUUGGCAGGAGAUCGUUGCUCUAACUUCCCUUGACCCUGAAUGUGACAUGGAAUCGGAUAAGAAGCUUAAUCGAUUUGAUAUUUGGAAGGAAUCCUACUUAAAAACUUGUGCAUCCAUUGACCAGGAGCUUGGGCAUCAUCGUAGGAUUGAUUCCUACAAUAGUGGUACGACUGCUUUGACAAUUGUAAGACAGGGUGAAGAAAUUGUUAUAUCAAAUGUUGGGGACUCUCGUGCUGUGUUGGCUACCACUUCUGAUGAUGGAAGCUUGGUACCAGUUCAACUUACCAUUGACUUCAAGCCAAAUUUACCUCAGGAGGCUGAGAGGAUAACACAAUGCCAAGGGCGGGUGUUCUGUUUAAAAGAUGAACCUGGGUUGCACAGGGUCUGGCUGCCAAAUGAGGAAACACCAGGUCUGGCAAUGUCUAGAGCCUUUGGAGACUAUUGUGUAAAGGACUACGGAGUUAUUUCUGUCCCUGAAGUCACACAAAGGAAUAUAACCAGCAGAGACCAAUUUGUUGUGCUGGCAACAGAUGGGGUGUGGGAUGUUAUCUCCAACCAGGAAGCAGUACAGAUUGUUUCAUCAACGCCAGAAAGAGCUAAAUCAGCGAAACGGCUUGUUGAAUGUGCAGUAAGUGCAUGGAAACGUAAGAGGCGUGGGAUUGCAAUGGAUGACAUUUCAGCAAUUUGUCUCUUUUUACACCCUUCCUCAUCCCAUCAGCUGGUCGAAUCCAUAUCGCGGCAGAAAACAGCUUGAAAAUGAGCAAGAAUACCAUGUUCUCUUUCAAGUGCGCCUUUCUCUCUGUUUCACCAGCUAGCCAGUGUGGAUACCUCUUUAACAGAGGUCAAGGGACGAACAAGUCCUUCGCAACAAAGCAAGAUGUGAAGAGCCUACUGGCCCAAACGUAAGAGAGGAAAAGAUUGUCUCUUACAAUCCCAAUCAGCCUUUUUUACUUUCAUUUGAUUGGGUCCACAGGCGAACCUCCGAGUGCUUUAUUGCCGAGGUUUGGACUAGCCAAGGACUUGAAAGCACAAGCUAGUUCAGGGUGAAACAAUGGAAAUGCAGUCUCAAAAUUAUUCCAAAUAAGCAAUAUUCGUCAGAACCUCAAGGUGCCCAGAGAGGCAUAACAACACAAGUAGUCAUCUCUAAAUUUCAGUAUGGACUGAUAUUGAAAGAUAUAUGCUUUUAUUUAUUACUAAAAUUAGUAUUCCUUAUGCAUGAUUAAGUGAGUCAGAAGAAUGACUGAUGAUUGAUCAUGUUGGUGAAAUCAUGGUAACUGAACUUUGUCACUCUUAACACUGUUGGGGCAAGCUAGAUUUCAUGGUAUACUAGUAGAGCAUACAUUAAUUAACUGAGGUUCAAACUUAAAAUUGCUCUAUGGUGAUGUUUCAGGGUGGAGUUGGAUGAAUGCAUCUAAUUUUUGAAGAGACCAUGCACUGUUAAGUUGGUUGUCACUUGUAUAUUGUUGAUUCUUAAUCUGGGUUGGGUUAGGUUUUUCUUUUAGCAUGCUUAUCUCUGUAUCGAUGAAACUCUGGUUUUCAAAUUGUAGUUUCUCAUGAAAGGAACGGGAGGGAAGUGGAAUUGGUU